AUGAGGGAGGAACGGUGGCUGAAAGCAAAAGUCUUGUUGGACAGGUUGCAGUACAUGCCUUGGACGCAGUAUAGAAAAACACAGGUGAUCAACAGGGGAAUCUUCCCUUUGAUCUUCUAUGGCUGCAAUACCUGGAGAGCGGGCAAGGAUUUCUUGAGAGAGGUGAGAGCCAAGUGCAACCACUCGGUUUGGGGCAAGAAGCAAUACCACUUGCACUACCUGUCACCGCUUUUCUCUGGGCAACAAUAUGAGCCUUCAUUGUACGUGGCAAGACACCGCUUCUCUGCACUUUUGAGACUUUUUGCUCGUCAUGAAGCACUGGUACGACAGGUUUGGGACCAGUCCAUCCUCGCAAAGUCUUACUUCAAGGGCAAAUCCAGAGGUUGUAUUUCAUUGUUCCAAAGCCAACUGAAUGAUCUGGGGUGGGCAAUGUACCCUGGGGGUCGCUGUAUUACGCAUCAAGGCUGGGAAUUCUCAAUAUGGCAGGUCUCCACGGCACAGUUCCUACAAGUGGUACAACAAGCCUGGGAGCACUCUUUGCUACAACACUUGCAAUUGAAACACAACUUGGAGGACCUUUGCAGUUUUUCUGCAGCAUUUUCCCAAAGCCCUGCACAUCCGGCCUGCAAGUUCUGUGGUCAAGAGGACACACUGAAACACAGAGUGUAUGAAUGUGUUGGGACUGAACAUAUUCGACAGCUGCCUCAGUGGGACGAAGUAGCUGCACUGCCAUACUCCCAGGUUCUGGGUGGCCUUUCUGGAUUGCCUGAGGAACUCGAAAGUUUCCACAAAGCACUGGACAAUAUCCAACACCCUGAUGUCCAACCUCUGCCAGAUUUGGAAGGCCACAGGUUUUUCUUUACAGACGGCUCUGCUUUUGAUCCGGGAAAUCCUCAGGCUUUGCUCUGUUCUUGGGCAGUUACAGAGGCAGAAGAGUCUUCCAAAAACAACACCUUGAGAUCUUCGGGCCUUUUGCCAGGUCGCAAACAAUCUGUUUUCCGCGCUGAACUACAUGCUGCAAACGUGGCUAUUGCGAUGUCCCGUAAGGCGGUUAUUUAUGUCGACAAUGAGGCGACCAUGCGACGUGUUCGUCAGAUAUUAUCGGGAACCCUGUACGACACUGAACUGAUCCAACAUCCUGACCGCGAUCUUCUGCAGACCACUAUUUCUCUACUUAAGUCUCGUGCCCCUGGUGAUGUGCAUAUCUAUUGGACCAAGUCUCACAGGUCUCUAUAUGACGCUACUGGAAGCCGAGACUUAUGGUGUAUUUACCACAACGCCAAAGCUGACUCUCAUGCUAAAGCUGCUGGUAAAUUGGCUCCGCUACCAGUCCUCCAGGCACAACAAAACCUGCUCUGCAAACUCAAACAGAUGAUGGAAGUGCGCGCAAAUGCUGCUGUUCUGCUCAGACAAGUCAUGGACGAGUUCCUUUGA
This is a messenger RNA of Symbiodinium sp. CCMP2592, 1434 nucleotides long. The record is from the annotation of a GenBank genome assembly. Lineage: Eukaryota; Dinophyceae; Suessiales; Symbiodiniaceae.